Molecule: messenger RNA, 1096 nt
Organism: Phasianus colchicus (ring-necked pheasant)
Lineage: Eukaryota; Metazoa; Chordata; Aves; Galliformes; Phasianidae
Source: RefSeq, a predicted model, not a curated record
AUGGCUGCCCACGGCCGAUCCGCCCCGCGCCGGCGCCGCGCCACCUCUCGCGAUACUUGUCGUCGCCGCCGGCCGCCCGCCCGCUCCCGGCGCCGCAACGUCCGCGUCCGCCCGCCCGCCCCCCCCUCGGCCGCCGCUUCAGCCUCGGCCGCCGCCGCCCGGCUCGCGCGGCCUCGCGCCGCGCCGCCCGCCCCCCCGCGCCCGCCCCGUCGCGGAACCCUCCUGGCCGCGACCCCUUCCGUGCGCGCCGCGCUCACCGCCCCGGCUCCGGAAGCGCUUCAAACGUCAUCGGCGGCGCCGGCCGGCCGUUUCCGCCCUUUCGCCUCGGCUCGCGGCCGCGCUCGCCCCUCCCUCCCUGCCGCGCGGCGGCCUCGCUGCUCGGCCCGUCCGUUGGCUGCCGCCGUUGCUGCGCGAGGCGGCCGUCGGCGGGGCGGUCCCGCUCGCGUCCCCGUCGCCUUUUGCCCUCGGCCGUUUCCCCGCGCGUACUUCAAACGACAGGCGAGCUGCAGCGCGCGGUACGCGCGAGCCGGACGCCGUGCGUUCCGAGGCGGCCUCCUCAGUUCUGCUGUGCGGCGAAGCCCGCGGUGUCACCGACAAAACAGGCAGCGCCGCGGUGCCGCUGUUGCCGUGCGCUUGGGGCCGAAUACCUUCGGCUGUGUCACCGCGCCCUGCUGCCAGGCCCCGGCCCGGCCCCGGCGUGCACGUGGGACGCGAAUUCGAGCGCUCUGCUUCCUUUUUUCCUCUGGGAAACGUGGUAGCUUCCACUGCGUGCUGAGGGUUAAUCCCAGAACUAACGAGGCUUCCGGCCCCCGAAUGCGGGCCGCUGGUCCUUAAAAGAACGGGGAUUUGCUACUCGGUGUUUUUUAAGACUUGCUGGAAAUCAGCAAGGAAAGUGUUUUUUAACCACAGGAGCACGUGAGCGUAUGGACCGACAAUGGCUGAACACAUCCUGUGAGCAUCUCAGCUGGUGUGACUUUGUGAUAAAGAAAGUCUAGACAGAUUCUGACUUGAACAAGUUCAGCGUUAGCAUGGAAGAACUGCUGUGAGUCACAACAGCACUGUUCAUCAAGGGUCUGCACCUCUCUACAUGCAGAAG